AUGCUAGAAAUACACUAUGAACCCGGACUUGGACUAAGCGAUCAUCUCUCUCUGAAUUUCGAGCUCUGCCUAUAUACUGAAAAUGUUACCAGCAAAGUAGAGAGAUUGAACUACCAUAAAGGCGACUACACAAAGAUCAGAGAGAAAAUCAAAGAUGUCAACUGGCCAGAACUGCUGUCUGUCAAAAAUGUAGAUGAGUCAUGGAAGGUCUUUGCAGAGACUAUAUCAAUUAUCGUAAAAGAACACGUACCAGUGAGCAAGAUCAAAAAUGAAAAGUUUACUCAUAGAACACCACUUGACAGGGAGGCAGUCCAUGCUAUUUGGCACAAGAAAACCAGAUGGAAAAAGUACCUUCAUUGUAAAGACGAAAAGAACUGGAAUGAAUACAAAAAAGCCAGAAACCAAGCUUUGAAACAAAUAAGAACAUCUAAAUACAAUUAUGAAAGGAGCAUGGACAUGGACAUCAAAUCAAAUAGUAAGACAUUCUGGAAAUACAUUUGGUCUAAGACCGAGACUAAAAGUACAAUUGGAAAUAUUAAAGACGCCAAUGGUGAUUUGACAUCUAACAAUAGAGACAAAGCUGAGAUCAUGAACAACUACUUAACAAGUGUUUUCACCGUCGAAACAAAUGAACCACUACCAGUGUUCAAUACAAGAAACUAUCGGGAACCAAUCAACUAUCGGGAACCAAUCAACGACCAGUACAUCAUCUGGUGUCGCAAAAAUGCCUUUGUGAUCCCCAUACAUAAAUCCGGAUCAAAAACUAGCCCAGAAAACUAUAGACCAAUCAGUUUAACAUCAGUUAUUGGGAAAUUAAUGCAAAGGAUGCCAUUGUGGAUCAUAAGGACACCAACAAUCUAUUUUCCAAGUGUCAACAUAGAUUCACCAAGUGUUACCCAGCUACUAGAGGUUCUUGAAGAUUGGUCAGAACAAAUAAACAAUGGACAUCAGAUAGAUGUUAUAUACCUUGACUUUAGCAAGGCAUUUGGCACUGUCCCUCACAAACGACUGUUGUUUAAAUUGGAACAAUAUGGGAUUCAAGGGAAGCUACUCCAAAUGAAUAAAAAAAAAUCUAAGCGGGAUGAAUCCAAAGGUGGUGAUCAAUGGUGA
Messenger RNA from Mizuhopecten yessoensis (Yesso scallop), 1110 nucleotides. RefSeq lists its product as uncharacterized. The transcript has a single exon. Bases 1 to 1110 code for a protein of 369 amino acids. NCBI's taxonomy places the organism in Eukaryota, Metazoa, Mollusca, Bivalvia, Pectinida, Pectinidae. The record is from RefSeq and is a predicted model, not a curated record.